Messenger RNA from Linderina pennispora, 2234 nucleotides. RefSeq lists its product as uncharacterized. Gene Ontology annotation, biological process: negative regulation of toll-like receptor 9 signaling pathway; apoptotic process. Lineage: Eukaryota; Fungi; Kickxellomycota; Kickxellomycetes; Kickxellales; Kickxellaceae. The coding region runs from base 1 to 2016 and encodes 671 amino acids. The record is from RefSeq and is a predicted model, not a curated record. The transcript has 2 exons.
AUGCCACUCGAGCCUGACGAGUACUCGGAACAGAACGUACCCUGGAUCGUAGAGCAGCUGGGCAUGGGCGAGCAGCCAUUCAGAAGUCUCCUUGAGGACAACCAGGACGAUGGGUGGGACGGAAAGUUUGAGCGCCGGCGUAGACGCAAGCUGGCAUUCUCGGUGCUGAAGCGCCGUGUUGUCGAGGCGCGAAUCGGCAUUCCACGGGCCCGUGCACCGCCCAGCACCAGCGACUACAAGCGCAGCAACGGGACCAUCGACUACUUUUCGUACUGGGGAAACCUGGCCAAGUACUAUGCGGAUACGCAACUUGCACACAAGAUCGACUACCGCCACGAUACCAGCGACCCAUGCAAGCUCGACCGCUUUUUGCUAACGCUGCAGCGACUAGUCGAGGCUUCUGCACCGUACCAGCGAUUCUUCGUGUGGCUGUAUCAGCUCGCCCGCUGGGACAACCCGAAGCUCUCAGCAUGGUGGUGCAUUGCGUACUUCUUGGUACUGUACUUGGAUCUGCUGGCGAUGGUGCUGUGGAUGUCGCCGGUGUUUGUCAUCGUCUACUACCGUCUCCGUCCGAGCCAGGCGUACCAGUGGCUGGGAUUCGACCGUGUUGAAACCAGCUUCAUUUCGCCAAAGUACAUCAAGGAGGCGUCGGAAGGUACCAUUGGCAAGGGGCUGAUUGCUAACCGCCUCUGGGAUAUAUGGCGCGAAACUCUGGGCACACAUAUCCAGAUGCUGCUGGCUGAUUUGGCGGACUGGAUGGAACGGGCAAAGAACUGCGUGACAUGGAAGCGGCCGUGGGCUACGCGCUCGCUGAUGAUCGUGCUGGUUGUUAUCGCUGGCUGUGCUUACAUGAUCCCCAUCUACGUCUACCAGAAGCUGCUUGGCAUUGCAGUUGGAGUGGAGUUCUUUUUCCUGGCUCCCUUGAUGAUCCGGAACCAGCGCUACCGUCGCAUGCUGCUGCUGCCUGACUGGCUGCUCUGGCACUCACCGACCGAUGUAGAGCUGGCUGUCGAGACACUCUAUUCGGUCAACCCGGGCCGUGGCGCGCAUUCGCACAAGAGCCAAAAGCCUGGUAUGGAGAACCAGAGCCUGUCUGGUGCCGAGCUCCUGCGCAAUGUUGCCAACGACUUUAUCCAUGCGUAUAACCCGCUGGGCCCACGCAACUUCCCACCAGUGAUGAUUCUGCAGACUGCAUCCUCGACGGCCCUGGACCAUCUUGGCGACGACAUUGAGUCAAACACAGAUGCCAGCAUUAUCGCCGACAGCAGGCGGUUUGCUGAGAAGCUGGUUAGCAAAAAGCUCAUUAUCGGCAGCGACAUCUCGGACUUUGAUGACGAGGAGUAUACGGGCAUCAGCGCUGGACAGCGCGGUCAUCUGCCGUCGAUGAUGGAGGCAUCUGAGGAAAUGGAGCUGUUUCAAAAUGGUACCCUUAGAGGCUCACGCCCAGCGGUUCCACGAGCAUUCUCGCUUGCAAGCAUGAGUACCGCCGAUACAGGCAGCACGCUUCCCCAGCCGUUCAUGAUUGCGCGAACCAGCCAUCUAUCGAAUGCCCUCAUGCCGCAGACUGGUGCUGGUAGGACCCCUGACAUACGCGAGAAGAAUUCGUCUGGUGUGUCGGACCAAAAGAUGCAUAGUCGCUUCAGUGGCGGCAUGCUGGUGUCCCGGGCGAAGGAGAUCUCAUCAAAGCUUAUGCGAAAGCCAUUAAGUGUAUCUCAGCUCUCAGGCUCAAGGACAGACCAUGAUGGCACGGCCAUUGCCCACAUGAAGGACGCCCAACAGGAUGGAGCUACGUCCGCAUCGGUCUUGUCGCUUGACGGCCUGCAGCACCGGCUCUCUGAUACAGCCAUCGGCCGCCCGUCAAUCUCGAGCGAGUUCUCAUUGCAGUCGAUAGACAGCGCCGAGCUAGCCCAAGAGCUGGACCAGAUUCUCGAACGGCUCGGCUCUGACGCCUCUGAUCUCUCGCAGGAUGACGGCGAUAGCCACCAGUUCAGCCAUAAGCAAGGCGAAGGGCACUGAGGACGGCAUCGACCUGACAUCGCUCUACGCAUUCCGGUGCGUGCACCGUGGCAAGUACGGCACGAUGUUCGUGACCCACGACCAGUGCAUCUUCCGCCGCUCGCGCAUCCUCGGCGGGCGCAAAGUCGAGCAUGGCUACGUACCCGCUUAGCAGCGUAGUGGCGAUUCGCAAGUCGAACAAGCGAUUCGGCAAGUCCAGCGGCAUCCAGCUGCUGCUG